AUUAACCCAAAAAGGUCAGUGUUGACCGUAUCGCUUUUUCUUUUUUUUUUCUGUUUCGUACACUUUUGUAAUAAUAAUACUUUUCUUUCUGUAAGAAGAGAGAUUGAUUUUGUUCUUGUAAGAAGAAGAAGAAGAAGAGAGAUGCAGAGAGGCCUGUGCUAAAAGAGAAUAUCCAAUCGACAGCUUCUCGGAUUCAGGUUUUUGUGCUGAUUCGAUCGAUUUUGUUGAACUAUAUGGCAUCAUGCUAGUAUGAUUAAGUUGUUGAGAAUCUGGUGGGGACUAAGUUUAAAAAGUGGCGAAGCUGUUAUAGUUCCUAAUGGGGAUAAGGUACUUGCACGUCUCGGUCGCAUCAACUGCUCUGAGCUUUGUGGGGCUUCAAGUCUGGACAGAGUUGUCUCUGGAUAGACUUAGAGCGGAUGCCAAGAACAUUUCUUUAGGAGACUCCGAGCAUGCGCUUGACCUGCUUUUGGGUUCCUACUUUACAAUCGCCCUGCUGGCAAAUUUUGUGCUCAAUGUGUAUAUUCUUCUGCUACUUUCUCUCAAGAAUCUAUUUUUUGGAGAUCUAUAUGGCGUUGAAACUAAAAAGUUGGUGGAACGACUUGCCAAUUACAUCAUUUACAAGGGAAUAUUUCUGCCGCUGGUGAUUCCCGCAACAAUAUUUCAGGGUGUACUGUGGACAGUUUGGCUUGCUGUUCUAUGCACUUUAAAGAUGUUUCAAGCUUUGGCCAGAGACCGGCUUGAACGAUUGAAUGCAUCUCCUUCUUCUACACCGUGGACAUACUUUCGUGUGUAUUCAGUGCUGUUCUUGGUUCUCUCUGUUGAUAUUUUGUGGAUAAAGCUUUCCCUUAUGACAUACAAUACAACUGGCUCUUCUGUGUAUCUGUUGUUACUUUUUGAGCCAUGCAGUAUAGCUUUUGAGACCUUACAGGCGCUGUUAAUUCAUGGGUUUCAACUGCUUGAUAUGUGGAUCAACCACUUAGCAGCGAGCAACUCGGACUGCCAAAGAUCUAAGUUUCUCGAUUCCAUGACAGCAGGCUCACUGUUGGAGUGGAAGGGCCUCCUCAACCGAAACCUUGGUUUCUUUCUGGACAUGGCUACUUUGGUAAUGGCACUAGGUCAUUAUUUGCACAUCUGGUGGCUGCAUGGCCUUUCCUUUCAUCUAGCGGAUGCAGUUUUGUUUCUCAACAUACGUGCAUUGCUCAGUGCAAUUUUGAAACGAAUGAAAGGAUACAUCAAACUGAGAAUAGCUCUGGGCUCUCUCCAUGCGGCCCUUCCUGAUGCAACUUCUGAAGAGUUACGGGCAUAUGAUGAUGAAUGUGCUAUAUGCCGGGAACCUAUGGCUAAAGCUAAAAGGCUUCACUGCAACCACCUUUUCCACCUUGGAUGCCUGCGAUCCUGGUUGGAUCAAGGUCUAAAUGAGGUUUACUCUUGUCCUACAUGUCGUAAACCUCUGUUUGUCGGUAGAACUGAAACUGAGGUGAACACUCGAACAGUGGAAGUCUCAAGUGAUGAGCAGCUAGCCCGUCAGCUUGAAAGAGAAAACAUUCCUGAGCAUCCAUUAGCCACUGGAUUGUUUCCUCAUGAGAUGCCAAACUCCAUUGAAAGUGAUCCUUCAAGGAACUUAGGAUUGGAUCCAAGCUGGCUACAGACAUGGUCAAGUCAGGGUGUUGAUGUUGCUGGUCCCUCUACCGCGUCUAGGUCCGUUGGACUGGGGAGGGUUCAGAUGAUGAUGAGGCAUCUUGCAUCUGUUGGGGAAAGUUAUGCUCAAACUGCACUUGAGGAUGCUGCUUGGAGUGUAUGGCCAAUGAACCCUUCACAAGCAUCCACUUCUUCUACAACCUUGCGUCCUGGAAGGACAGGUGGUCUGCAUUUAAGAACUGUAUCAAGUGGGACGAAUGAAAGCUUGGCAAAUAUACUAGCUAUGGCCGAGACAGUGAGGGAAGUCAUGCCACAUUUGCCAGAUGAAAUUAUUUUCCAGGACUUGCAGAGAACAAACUCUGUUGCUAUUACAGUGAACAAUCUUCUCCAGAUGUGAUGAUAGUUUGACCACUUGCUGCACUUCCAUUUCAACCUUAAGUAUAGAUUACUUUACGUUUACGUUUAUACACCACUCAACAUUUCAAGCUUCACCCGCUGUAAGUAGGAGGCGUUGUGCAUAUAGAGAAGAAGAGUCUCUAGUGUAUAGCUUCUGUUCAUUGCUCUCUUGCAGAAAAUAAAGUUUGGAUAUAUACACAAGGUGUUAUGUUGCUAUGGCUCCUGUAUAAGAAUAUGUAAUUUACGAUAAAAUGAAGUUAAUUAAAGAGUACUGUUGUUAUUGAUCCAA
This is a messenger RNA of Brassica napus (rape), 2323 nucleotides long. RefSeq names its product E3 ubiquitin protein ligase RIN2. NCBI's taxonomy places the organism in Eukaryota, Viridiplantae, Streptophyta, Magnoliopsida, Brassicales, Brassicaceae. The coding region runs from base 317 to 2035 and encodes 572 amino acids. The record is from RefSeq and is a predicted model, not a curated record. Gene Ontology annotation, molecular function: ubiquitin binding; ubiquitin protein ligase activity. Gene Ontology annotation, cellular component: ubiquitin ligase complex; plasma membrane; cytosol. Gene Ontology annotation, biological process: ubiquitin-dependent protein catabolic process; positive regulation of plant-type hypersensitive response; protein ubiquitination. The transcript is spliced from 13 exons.